GGCCCGACCCCCCCCCCCCCGCGGUCCGCACCCCCCCCCUCCGCCGCCCGUGCCCCCCCAGCCUCGCCCCGCCCCUCCCGGGGCUGCGGCGGUGCCGUUCCGCACCGGGGCCGCCGGGGGCGCCCUCGCCGCCCGCUCCGGUGCCGGUGCCGCUUGCGGAGCGCCGGGAUCCGCCAGCCGAGCCAGGCCGCAGCUGCGGGGGCAGAGCCAUGAGUGUGGGCUGAGACCCCCGGACCCGCGCCCACCCCCAGGCAGGAUGCGGGGGGCGCAGCGGGCGCUGUGCCUGCUGCUGGUGGCCUCGGCCUCGCUGGCCGCGCUCUACCUGCACCUCUGGGCACCCAAGGGCCCCCCCAGCGUGGACCUGCGCCGCCCCCCCCCCGAGCGGCUGCCGCCCCCCCUGCCCCCCCCCGCCCGCGCCUACCCCCACGUGCCCUUCCGCCUCAAGGAGGAGGUCAUGGAGCUGCUGCCGCGGAACGGCUGCUCGUGCGAGGCGGAGGCGGAGGCGGGGGCUGGCGCUGCCGCUGCACCGGCGCCUCUUCGGGCCCGGCCCGCCGGGGCUCGACUUCGCCAGCGCCUUCAGCCCCGGGGAGCGGCCGCGGCAGCUGCGGCUGCGGGAGCGCGAGUACCGCAACUACCGCAACCGGGUGCAGACCCCCGCCGACCGCCUGCUGAUCGUCCCGGCCAACUCCCCGCUGGAGUACCCGGCGCAGGGGGUGGAGGGCUCAGCCUGCAGGCGCCGGCCCGGAGCAGGUACCAGGUGAACCUGACGGCCUCGCUGGGGACGCUGGCGGUGGCGGCCGAGGUGGAGGGCGUGGCGCUGCGGGGGGAGGGGCAGCCGCACCUGUCCUUGGCCGCCGCCCACCUGGACCACCUGAACCGGCAGCUGCAGUUCGUCACCUACACCAACACCCAGUUCCACCCCGACACCGCCGACAUCGUGCAGUUCUCCACCGACGGCCACUCCGCCGCCUUCGCCAUCCGCAUCCGGCACCCGCCCACGCCGCGCCUCUACGGCCCGGGCAGCGCCGGCGACAGCGACAGCGGCGACAGCGACAGCGACAGCGGCGGGGACGGGGGGUACAACAUCUCGGCGCUGGUGACCGUGGCCACCAAGACGUUCCUGCGCUACGACAAACUGCGGGGGCUCAUCGCCAGCAUCCGCCGCUUCUACCCCUCCGUCACCAUCGUGGUGGCCGACGACAGCCAGCGCCCCGAGCCCCUGGCAGGGCCACACCUGGAGCACUACCUCAUGCCCUUCGGCAAGGGCUGGUUCGCCGGGAGGAACCUGGCGGUGUCGCAGGUGACCACCAAGUACGUGCUGUGGGUGGACGAUGACUUCAUCUUCACGCCCCGCACGCGGCUGGAGAAGCUCGUGGAUGUGCUGGAGAGAACCAGCCUGGACCUGGUGGGCGGCGCGGUGCGGGAGAUCACCGGCUACACCACCACGUACCGGCAGCGGCUGAGCGUGCGCGGGGGCGGCGCGGGGGGCGACUGCCUGCGGACCCGGCCCGGCUUCCACCACCGCCUGGCCGGCUUCCCAGCCUGCGUGGUCACCGACGGCGUCGUCAACUUCUUCCUGGCGCGCACCGACAAGGUGCGCCAGGUGGGCUUCGACCCCCGCCUGCGCCGCGUGGCGCACCUCGAGUUCUUCAUCGACGGGCUGGGCGUGCUGCACGUGGGCUCGUGCGAGGACGUGGUGGUGGACCACGCGUCCAAGCUGGCGCUGCCGUGGCGGCGCUCGGAGGGCGAGCGCCAGUACAACCGGUACCGGUACCCGGCGGCGCGCGACGACAGCCUGCGCCUCAAGCAGCGCCUCUUCUUCUUCAAGAACCGCUUCAAGUGCAUGGCCGGCGACUAGGGGACACCGGGCGUGCCACCGGGCGUGCCACCGGCCCCCGGAGCCGCGGGGCUGCGCGGAUGGCACCCCCGGGGGCUGGCAGGGAGGUGGCACCGGGACAGCGGGCACGGGCAGCCUCGAGGGUCACUGCUGCCACCCACCCCCCUGCUGCCAGCCACCCCGACGGUGUCCCCAGAGCCACCGGCCGCGGCUGGGCCACCCCUGGGUCACCGACCCUCCUGGGGGCCAUCCCAUGGGCCACCAUUCCUGGGGCACCCCAGGGGUGGCUGUCCCUGCUGGGUCACUCUAGGGGUCACCAUUCCAAGGCCACCAACCCCAGGACACCCCUGGGGUGGCUGUCCCUGCUGGGUCACCCCACGGGCCACCCCCAGGGCCACCAAGCCCGGCACACCCCCGGGGUGGCUGUCCCUGCUGGGUCACUCUAGGGGUCACCAUUCCAGGGCCACCAAGCCCGGGACACCCCAGGGGUGGCUGUCCCUGCCGGGUCACCCCACGGGCCACCACCGCCGGCUGUCCCUGGGGUGUCCCCAGGCCCACGGCCGCUGGCGUGACACAGUGCCACCCCCCGGGUGGCCACUCCAGGGCCACUGCCACUAUGGUCCCCCUCCCUUGGGCCACCCCGUGUGCCACCACCACCGGCCACCUGUGGGACACCCCCAGAACCCCCCCAGGGCCACUGCCAUGGGCCACCACCCAGUGCCACCACCCCGGGCCAGCCCGGCCCGGGGGUCCCCGCAGCCCCCCGCCCCCCCGCGGUGUUUUUAGCUCUUUUGUACUUUGGGGGGGGGUGGUGGCGGGGUCCCCCCGGGCACAGGGUCCCCUCCCUGAUGUCCCCACUCCGUUUUCUACCGCCCGGCCCCUCCCCCCGCUGCCGCCAGGAUUUUUGUGCCAAGUCUCGGCCCCUCCCCCCCCCCGGGACCCCCGGAGCCCCCCGGGUGGGUGGGGGAGGGGCUGGGGGAGGGGCUGCCCCCCCCCGCCCUUUUCUACCCAAUGGAUGGUGAGAUUUUAACCAGC
Passer domesticus (house sparrow) is the source of this 2872-nucleotide messenger RNA. It is a transcript of the gene B4GALNT1, whose product is annotated as beta-1,4-N-acetyl-galactosaminyltransferase 1. Gene Ontology annotation, cellular component: Golgi membrane. Gene Ontology annotation, molecular function: acetylgalactosaminyltransferase activity. The record is from RefSeq and is a predicted model, not a curated record. NCBI's taxonomy places the organism in Eukaryota, Metazoa, Chordata, Aves, Passeriformes, Passeridae. Bases 257 to 1858 code for a protein of 533 amino acids. The transcript has 12 exons. Gene Ontology annotation, biological process: ganglioside biosynthetic process.